Molecule: messenger RNA, 1198 nt
Organism: Saimiri boliviensis boliviensis (Bolivian squirrel monkey)
Lineage: Eukaryota; Metazoa; Chordata; Mammalia; Primates; Cebidae
Gene: STX8
Product: syntaxin 8
Biological process (GO): vesicle fusion; intracellular protein transport
Cellular component (GO): endomembrane system; SNARE complex
Molecular function (GO): SNARE binding; SNAP receptor activity
Source: RefSeq, a predicted model, not a curated record
CUUGGGGCGGGGCGGGCUGUGCGGGUCCUCCUGUGCCUGUCCCCGGCCAGGGCUCCUGCCAUUGUCCCACACUGCCUUUCAUGUGUCCUCGUUGUCUCGCUGUUCCUGCUUGAACUACGCGUCCUCUGAGUUCCUAAACGAGCCAGCCCAGAGAUGCUGGAAACCUCACCAUUGAAGCCGAUCACGGCGUCAAGUUCCAGCUCCGCCACUUGAGCCUCCGGGGAAAUUUCGUUCUCCAUCUCUGGGAAGUUCUGCUUAUUUUGCUCUCCUACCAGGCUCCGGUCGCGCACGGGACGAACUGCGGGGAGUGAGCCGCCCCGGCCGCCGUAGUCAGCUGCUGCGAGCAGGAAGAGUCCGAGCGGCGGGCGGAGUCUGCACGAUGGCACCGGACCCCUGGUUCUCCACCUACGAUUCUACUUGUCAAAUUGCCCAAGAAAUUGCUGAGAAAAUUCAACAACGGAAUCAGUAUGAAAGAAAAGGUGAAAAGACACCAAAGCUUACCGUGACAAUCAGAGCUUUGUUGCAGAACCUGAAGGAAAAGAUCGCCCUUUUGAAGGACUUAUUGCUAAGAGCUGUGUCAACACAUCAGAUAACACAGCUUGAAGGGGAUCGAAGACAGAACCUCUUGGAUGAUCUUGUCACUCGAGAGAGACUACUUCUGGCAUCCUUUAAGAAUGAGGGUGCUGAACCAGAUCUAAUCAGGUCCAGCCUGAUGAGGGAAGAGGCUAAGCGAGGAGCACCCAACCCUUGGCUCUUUGAGGAGCCAGAGGAGACCAGAGGCUUUGGUUUUGAUGAAAUCCGACAACAGCAGCAGAAAAUUAUCCAAGAACAGGAUGCAGGCCUUGAUGCCCUUUCCUCUAUCAUAAGUCGCCAAAAGCAAAUGGGGCAGGAAAUUGGGAAUGAAUUAGAUGAACAAAAUGAAAUAAUUGACGACCUUGCCAACCUAGUGGAGAACACAGAUGAGAAACUGCGUACUGAAACCAGGCGUGUAAACAUGGUGGACCGAAAGUCAGCCUCUUGUGGGAUGAUCAUGGUGAUUUUACUGCUGCUCGUGGCUAUUGUGGUCGUCGCAGUCUGGCCAACCAACUGAUGGCGGUAAAGAGACCAUCAGCUGUGACACCUGCCAAUGACAGAUGAAAACCCAGCACCCUUUUGGUACGCAAAGCCUGCCCUCAAUAAAUUCCCCCAAAGCUCCGAA